GGUAGACAAACCGCAAAGCUACCUGAAACUGAAUUGCUGUAACUGUAACUAGUGUAACUGAAUCUCUUAAUAAUAAAGAGUGGCCCAAAAGUCAAAGAAAAAAAAAAAAUUAUUCAUUGAAUUUAUAUAAUUUAAAACUAGUAAAAUGAUAAUCAUCAUCAUUAGCUAAAAUUUUAAUGAUACUUGUGUGCAUUAAAUUAUGUCAUUAUAUUAUUAUAUAGUAAUUACUACUUGAAGUACUUGACUACUUAUUAGGCUUAGGCCUAUGCCUAUGCCUAUGGCCUAUGCCUGCACUACAGACUACUGUACUAGUACUGCUACUAUUUUAUUACUAUUUAAUUAAUAUAGGCCUAGCCUAAUAUAAAUGUAAUAUAUAUUAUAUUGAAAAUAAUAAAUACUGUAAACUUAUUUAUAUUUUUGAUGGAUAAUUAAUUAAUGUGGAUUAAACUUGAAAUAACAAACUUUACAAAAAUUACAAACUGUUUAUGUUAAAUUUCAAUCAAAUUCAAAUCAAUAUCACUCAAAAUUGGACUAGGCAGGGUAGGCUCAAUUAUUAAAUUAUAAAAUAAUACAGUGAAAGUGCAGUUCUUUAAUUAAAGAAUACACAUGACGUAAUUCAUGACAUGCAAAAAUAUGAAAAUCAGAAAUUAUGUAGGCCUACGCACCUAAACUCAAACUCUACUAUAAAGUGGAUUCAAUUCAAAUUGGAAAAUUUGUAGUUAAUUCACUAAUAAAAAUGCGGAGUUAACUGCUGCUGACUGUGUUCAUUAUCAAAUUCUUUGAAAUCAUGGGCAUGGGCUACUUCCAUAAUUGAAUAUGUCUUUUGUCUACUAUUACCUAUAACAGUGGUUCUCAACCUGUGGGUCGUGACCCCUUUGGGGGUCGCAUGACCCUUUCACAGGGGUCGCCUAAGACCAUCUGAAAACACAUAUCCUCUACUGUUAUAUCGUAUCAACGAAAAUAUUUUUGUUGUUGCGGGUCGCCACAACAUUAGAAACUGUUUUAAAGGGUCGCGGCAUUAGAAAGGUUGAGAACCACUGACCUAUAAUGACCUGUCUAUAUAUCUACAGUCUACAAGCUGAGCUUUUCUCUGUAUUUUUGGCAGAAAAAUACACUUUUUUGUAUGUAUUGUCCUUCAAUGUUCCUCUACCCUGUAUAAUUUAUACAUUAAUUAGGUCCACCAAGUACUACCAUUUGGCCUACUACUAAAUUUUUAAUGUAACAGUAGGCACUGUUACUUGUAGACUGAAUGGUUUCAUUAAAUUCAUUAAUCAUUAGGAUCUCUCAUUAUUAUUAUUGAUAUCAUGAUUCCAUAAUGUAUUAUCUCUUAUUCACUGCAAGCAGUUCAAAGUUUUAAAAUUUCAAAGAAAUCAAAACAAGUCUAAUUUACUCAAUUCAAAAACAAAUUCAAAACCCAAAGGUAUAUAAAUAAUAUAGAUAGACCUUGCCUAAGAUAUAUUUAUAAUUUAAACUAUAUGAGUAUUAGUACAUCCACAUAAAUUGUUAUAAAUUAGAUGACUUCAAGCCAGUUAAGCUUAUACUUAAGGCUAUGCCCAUAACUUAUGAAAUAAUGCUAUUAAAAAAAACUACAAUUUAAAACACACAAAAAUGAGAUAUCCACUUAGGCUCCUCUGUGGAUUGUUGAUUCCCAGUAUUUAACGCAUUUAGUGAAUCAAAACUUCAUCAAUUCAUCAAAACCGACAUCAAGUCUAUUAUUAAGUCAAAACAAAUUUUCAAUUUUCGUGUUAAUUAGCCUUAGCAGAUUUUAUGUUUCCUAAACUCAUCAAUAGUAAAUCCAUUUGAACUAUCAUUUUUGAAAAAAUUAUUCUGUUUGCCAUACUAAAAAUAAAUUCAUGUUGCCCAAUAUUGUUCCAGGUUUCUAACUCUAUAUAAUGACUGAUGAGGAAGCCAAAGGAAUUGAAAAGGGUAGGCUUAAUAUUUGAGCUCACAAUUCAUCACACUGAAAUUUGAAAUUUAUAAACAAUAGAUUACCAUAGUUUGACAAUUAAAUUUGACAUUUGACAAAUGAAGCACAUUUGAUUUGAUUAAUUAGAGAGAUUCAAAAAUUAUUAAAACUUCUUUUUGCAUUGUCACUCAAAUUAAAAUACUUUUUUUUCAUGAAAAGAGAGAGAAAAAAAAGAGAACUAUCAACAUGCUUACAUAUAAAUUAUUUAGAAAAAAAUAUUCAACUCAUGAUUAAUAUUAGAUACAGAGAAAACUAAUAUACUUUAAGAAAAAGUACCACCAUUUACUCAUUUAGGUAAUGUCUUUAUGAGUAAUUUGAAAAAGCAAUUAUGGCCUGAUUACCAUUAUUAUAAUAUAUCAUUGGUUAACAAUGCAGAAACAUUCCAGGUGCUUAGAUAUAAGCAGUUCACUGUGAUUUAAUCUUUCCUUUCUUUAUUUGCAAUACAAUACAAAUAAUUACUGGUGGAAAAAAUGUGGAUAAAAGUUGUAUCUACAAUCAUAAAUUAGGACAAAUGCAAAAUUUAAAUAAUUAUUAUUGACAGAGAUGAUUAUGGUGUCAUACAUUUGUUUGAUACAAACGAAAAAAAGUUUUAAAAUUUUAAAAAUUCUUUCUUUUUUUUUUUUUUUUAAAUUUCUGUAAGCCUCUGUUAAGGUAUUUGAGGAGCAGCGUUUUGUCAUUUACAAUUUCGACACUCCUGGGAAAUGCCAAGUCACAAUUCAACCUGUCCAAGGGUGAGACUAUCAUCAAAUGCAUACCUUUUUUACUGGUACAUAUUAAGUUUUAAGGCAGAAGCGGAAAUGUUUUUAACUCCAUUUGUUAAUGAUAUUGGCAUGUUAGCAAAAACCAGGAAGGAAAUAUUAAUUAAUAUAAUGAAAGCAAAAAGUACUAUUUUUACUUUUAAUAUAAAAAUGCAGAUCCUUAAACUAACUUUUAAAAAAUUAUCUUGGAAAUGGUACAACUUUUAAAUUUUUUUUUUUUUAAAUUUAUCUUUAUUUCAUUCAGUGUUAGAAAAGACAUCUUUUAGACACAUUUAAUUCAUGUUUUUUUUUUUAUUAUCUUUAACUCUUUCUAUUAUGAAAUGUCUAGUGACAAAGAACAAAUUAUUUUUGAAGUCCUCUCUGGUGGUAAAGUUGUAGCGGAACGUAAAUCGGAGCCAUUUCCGAAAAAGAAAAUUAAAAUUAAAAAGGUAUGUGCAAAUGUCAUCAACAUUUAAGUUUCUACAAAGCAAUACAUUUUAUGAAUUACAAUUAUUUUAUUAGCCUUGGGAAGUCUAUAGUAUAAAGAAGUAGCUUCUCAUCACCCACAUGAAUGUAUCACAAUCAAUAAUAAAAGUAGACUCCCAAAAGAAACAUUUCAACAGGGUAUUGAAAAACCCAAAUUAUGUAUAAAUAUUAUGCUGACAUCUCCCCCCCCCCCUUCCCCCUCCCCAAAACAAACAAACACAAACAUAAAAUUCAGUUUUUUUUCCAGACUUUCCAGACUUUCCAGUUAUUUGCAACAGCAUUGCUCAAAAAGCAUGGGGAUGAACAUUUCUUAUUCCUUUCAAGCUGCACAUUUAUUUUAACAACUGUGCAUUAUCUCAUUUUUGUCAGUGAUCAAAAAUAGUUUUUUGUUGUUUUUUUUUUUUGUUUCAGAAAUCAGGGGAAGAAAGAGGGUCAGAUGGUUACAAAAUUGGGUUUAAAUACAAAUCUGACAUUGUUCUGGGGAAUUACUUUGAUGUCCCAUCUGUAUAACCCACAGAUGAAUCUAGUGAAUAAACAGAUGGCCCUGGCUAGCUUGUCUGCUCAAGUGUAGCCGACUGACUGCUAACUUGCUAUUUCUGUAAUAUCUUUAUUGAAACAAUGUUUAUUUCAACAGGGUAUUGAAAAACCCAAAUUAUGUAUAAAUAUAAUGCUGACAUCUCCCCCCCCCCCUUCCCCCUCCCCAAAACAAACAAACACAAACAUAAAAUUCAGUUUUUUUUCCAGACUUUCCAGUUAUUUGCAACAGCAUUGCUCAAAAAGCAUGGGGAUGAACAUUUCUUAUUCCUUUCAAGCUGCACAUUUAUUUUAACAACUGUGCACUAUCUCAUUUUUGUCAGUGAUCAAAAAUAGUUUUUUGUUGUUUUUUUUUUUUGUUUCAGAAAUCAUGGGAAGAAAGAGGGUCAGAUGGUUACAAAAUUGGGUUUAAAUACAAAUCUGACAUUGUUCUGGGGAAUUACUUUGAUGUCCCAUCUGUAUAACCCACAGAUGAAUAUAGUGAAUAAACAGAUGGCCUUGGCUAGCUUGUCUGCUCAAGUGUAGCCGACUGACUGCUAACUUGCUAUUUCUGUAAUAUCUUUAUUGAAACAAUGUUUAUUUACCCUAAAUGACUGAAAUGUAACAUUGUAUUAACACGUAUUAUUUGGAAGUAGUUUUAAAUGUUUUCAUUAUGAAACAAGGUUUUACUCUCAGCUCAAGUCACUUCUUAAUUAUGCAAAUUCACUUGAAAUAGUAGCAAAACAAGGAUGAUUUGCUAAAGUCAACUUGUCCGUCUGGCUAACCAAAGAGUUUAUGCUGUGCAGUGUUUACAAAUAUGAGGAUGACUGGGCAAUGCUAUUAAUUAAAAUUGAGGAUUUCACUGAUGGGACAUUUAGUACAAUCAUGACGGUGACUGCGGUCAAUAGAUUAUUAGAUAAAACUUAUCACAAAGAAUGACAGCACUGUAUUGAAACCUACAAACUUUUUUAUAGAUUGAAAUCCAUUUAUGAGAUUUAUGGUAGCAACUGACAAGAUGAAACUAAUUAAAUUUGGAUCAAAAAUUGUUAUUUUUAAUGAAUAACGGAAAGAUAACAAUCAAUACCUGUGUCAGUGUUACUUGAAAGUACAAAGAAAUCAAAAGAUAAUCAUUUGAAGAAAAAUAUUUAGUUAGAUCUACUUUCUCAGUAUUUGGUUGCACCAAUGAAAUAUUAGUAGACUUAUAACUUGGUUUCUGUAUAACUUCAAAUGUUGCUAAUUUUAAAAAUAAUUUAUUAGAAAAUUAAUUUUUGCAAAUUUUUAAUACAGCUAAAAUGACUAGAAUUUACAAUUAUGAUUUGGUUCAAUGACUGAACCAAUUAAUUAUAACAGUGCAAUACACCAAUGAUCAAAAUGAGGCGAAAUAUAUUUCUAUAAUAUGCAUUUAACAAAACCAUUUAUUGUUUUCAUCAAAUUAUUUCUCCUGAAAUCCCAAUUUAGCCAUCUGUUGAUAUAAAGUUCUUUAUGUGUUUUGUUCUGGGACAUUAUUGUUUUGAUUUGUUCAAUGAUAUUGUUUUAGCGAAGUGCUAAGCCAUGUUCAGUAGUGAUAACAUAAUAUAUGUUAUGUUAUGGACAAAAACAUUUUUUCUUCAGCUCCUAUCUGUCAUAAAUUACGCAUGUUUUUUCUUAAAGAUAAAAUUUAAAUCUAGAAAUGUUUUGUUUAGUCACCUUUUCUGAUCUCAUUUAACACGUAAUAUUUUUCCAUGAACAAAUUGGGUAGUGCAAUCAAUACCUCUUAAAUACUGAUGCUUUUUAACAUAAGUUGGGACACUAUUUUAUUGACCCCAAAAUUUAAGUACCGGGUAAACAUUAUAUUGAAUGGGCCCUGUCCACAUAUUUUUUAUUGAUGGUCUUAGACCUUAAGGUUUUCUCCAGAAUCUCUGCUGCUAUAAAUACUGGUCUCUAAAGGCAGUGACUUUAUUCAAUAGAUUGCAUGAUAGAUUUUCAUGUCAUUUUAAUAUCUCACCAGCUUUAAGCAAGUAAUUUUCAAAACAAACUACUAGUGUCAUUCAUGAAUGGUCUGUGUUUAUUUGCCUUGUAAUUGUUUUAGAGACUAAAUUCUGCACUAUGAAUAUUUCUUAGUUUAAUUAAAAUUUCACCGCCUUUUAAUUUUCAUUAUACAAAUAGCUCAUAGACAAUUGUUUUAAUUUUAAGAUUGUUUAAGAAGGCCUACUGUACAUUUUGUGCCAAGUUAUUUGAUUGGAGAUAUGACAACUACAUUGUGCGCCGAGCUAUUUAGUUGGAGGUAAACUCAGUGAGCACUGAGAAUAUAUCAGCUUCUUAGUCCAAUGGUUUAUUAUUGUGCAAUAGUUUCUUGUAUUUAUGAGUUUUGCAACAUUUUACUUAUGAAUAAUUAUAAUCUUUAUGUCAAUGCAAUCAUUCGCCCCAUUCCAUUUUUAUUUUUUUAUGCCUCUGUUUUGU
Molecule: messenger RNA, 6141 nt
Organism: Lymnaea stagnalis (great pond snail)
Lineage: Eukaryota; Metazoa; Mollusca; Gastropoda; Lymnaeidae
Source: the annotation of a GenBank genome assembly